Messenger RNA from Talpa occidentalis (Iberian mole), 957 nucleotides. RefSeq names its product olfactory receptor 226-like. The transcript has a single exon. NCBI's taxonomy places the organism in Eukaryota, Metazoa, Chordata, Mammalia, Eulipotyphla, Talpidae. Gene Ontology annotation, cellular component: membrane. The coding region runs from base 1 to 957 and encodes 318 amino acids. Gene Ontology annotation, molecular function: G protein-coupled receptor activity; olfactory receptor activity. The record is from RefSeq and is a predicted model, not a curated record. Gene Ontology annotation, biological process: G protein-coupled receptor signaling pathway.
AUGCGCUUGGGGGACAACGGCUCGGAGGUGACCGAGUUCAUCCUGCUGGGCUUCUCUGGCUCGCAGGGCCUGCACCUGGGCCUGCUGGCGCUGUUCCUGCUGGUCUACGUGCUGACCGUCACGGAGAACCUGGUCAUCGUCACGGUGAUCCGCGCCAGCGCGCUGCGGCACAAGCCCAUGUACCUGUUCCUCAGCCACCUGUCCUUCCUGGAGGCCUGGUACAUCUCCGUCACGGUGCCCAAGAUGCUGCUCGGCCUGGCGGCGCGCGAGCUCCGCCACAUCUCGUUCCGUGGCUGCAUGGCGCAGCUCUACUUCUUCCUGGCGCUGGCCUGCACCGAGUGCGCGCUGCUGGGCGUCAUGGCCUACGACCGCCACGUGGCCAUCUGCAGCCCGCUGCGCUACCCGGCCAUCCUGAGCCCCGGCUUCUGCCGCCUGCUGGCCGCCGGCUCCUGGCUCUCGGGCUUCUCCAUCUCCCUGGGCAAGGUCUUCUUCAUCGCGCGCCUGGGCUACUGCGGCCCCAACGUCGUGAACCACUUCUUCUGCGACGUGUCGCCCCUGCUUAACCUGGCGUGCUCCGACAUGUCCGUGGCCGAGCUGGUGGACUUCCUGCUGGCGCUGCUCAUCCUGCUGGGGCCGCUGCUGCUCACCAUCUUCUCCUACGCGUCCAUCAUCCGCACCGUGCUGCGCAUCCCGUCCGCCGCCGGCCGCCGGAAGGCCUUCUCCACCUGCGCCUCGCAUCUGGCCGUAGCGGUCACCUUCUACUCGGCCUCCCUCUUCAUCUACGCGCGGCCCCGCGCCAUCUACUCCUUCGACUUCAACAAGCUGGUGUCCGUGGUGUACACGGUGCUCACGCCCCUGCUCAACCCGGUCAUCUACUGCCUGCGGAACCAGGAGGUCAAGGAGGCCCUGCGCAGGACGGCCCAGCGCGCAGCCCAGGCCCUGGGCGGCCCCUCCUAG